Messenger RNA from Cloeon dipterum, 1504 nucleotides. RefSeq names its product Spaetzle domain-containing protein 6 (gene spz6). The transcript is spliced from 8 exons. Gene Ontology annotation, cellular component: extracellular region. Gene Ontology annotation, molecular function: growth factor activity; Toll binding. Lineage: Eukaryota; Metazoa; Arthropoda; Insecta; Ephemeroptera; Baetidae. Gene Ontology annotation, biological process: central nervous system formation; innate immune response. The coding region runs from base 135 to 1469 and encodes 444 amino acids. The record is from RefSeq and is a predicted model, not a curated record.
GAGCACGAUUCGCUUGCUCGCGCUUGUUGGGCACUUCCACUCUCCGUCAGUCGGUCGGCGCCUCUCCUGCAAGCCGAAGGUAAGGCACUCCAACCUGAGAGAAGAACACAAAUCACCAGCCGAGAAGAUUCGAAAUGGACAAGUGCCGUUUUAAGAUUCAAAUAUGGCUUUUGGCCGCUCUUUUGGCCGCGGCGGGAGGGCAGCAGGGUCGGCGGCCGUCGGCCGAGCAGCCACAAGAGCCGCCGGAAGGUUACUAUGCGUUUGAGGAAGCGGUGGAUGCGGAGCCGCCCAAGGUGCGUCGGCCGCCCUACCUUCAGGCCGACGUGCCCUGCGCCGGACUUGGUAAUGUUCAGCCACACAUGUCGAUCAACAACCUGUGCGGUGACCUGAAUAAAGGGUUCAUUCCGAAGAACCCGAUUCAUCCCAACAAAAAGGGCCCCUCCUAUCCAUUUGAGCUAAUCAAGAUCAAGACUCUGGAUUUCUUCAGCAAGACGCUGCCGCUGCUCAAGGCGGACGACACCCUGCCGAAGGUGGCCAAAUACCAGGAUGCGCCAAAAUAUUAUUAUCAGCAUAAAGCCCCACCUAGCAUCAGACAGCCUCCCAUCCCACCGAAGUUUAGAAACAAGCGGUCAGUUGAAGUUGAGGCUGAUAAUAGCACUGUUGCGACUGCAAGACAAGGAAGGAAAUUCUGCGACAACGGUGGGGGAAUAAUGUGCAUGCUUUACAAGGCGUUCCGCGGCGAGCCCCUCGCGUCCGGUCUGCUGGGCAUUGAGAGCCGUCGCGAUGACGUUGGAAACGACGAGUUCCGCCGCGAUUCGGCACCUAACAGCCUUUCCCAGGACGCGAACGCACCGCCGACGCCAUGCCCUGCGCGCGUCGAGUACGCUACGCCAGUCUUUGCCAAGAACUACCAGGGCGUCUGGCGCUACGUCGUCCAGAUUCCCUAUGAAGGCUACUUCACGCAAACCGUCGAAGUCACAAGAUGUUUGAACACCAAAUGCCACUACCUGGAGGGUUCCUGCAUGUCCUCCCCACGUUGGGUGAGCAUGCUGGUGGCCGAGCUGUACUACCCUGACUCUUACUUCCCUAGUAAUAACAAGGAACAACAGUGGCCGCCCAGACGGCCGGUGGCCAACGAGCGGCCGCCCGUCGCCAAUGAGAGGCCACCGCCCGUGGCUGAUUUCCAGAACUAUCAGCAAUAUUUGCAGAAGAGGGCCGGCGAGGCCGAGUCUAGGAUCAUCGCCCAGCCGCUGGUGGAUGAGAAGAGAGAUCAGGGCGUGCAGAACUCGACGGCGACCAAGGACAAUGCUGAACAAGACGGCAGUCACUGCGAUGGCGUUGACGAACUGGGAUGCUACCAGGUGAGGCUCUACUACGAUUGGUUCCUGGUGCCUGGCAGUUGCAAGUGCUGGAGGCCCGACUUCUUCAACAGGUACAACCGCAGGAGGGUUUCAAAGGACCUGUCGUGAACAACAUUAUGGACUGAGCGCAGCCAGACUUCCGC